AUGGCGUCCUCCGGCCACGCCCACCUCUUCCUAAUAUUUCUGUGCAUCCUGCUCUUCUGCCUGCCCGGCAGCGGCGUGUACGCGUUUGGCGCGGGCAACAUCCCGAGCUUCGCGUACUUGGAAGGCAAGGCGUUCCGCCAUGGAGACAUCGAAGAUGCGCUCGCGGAUAUGGCGAAACGCGCCGCAUCAGGGGGAUUCGCGCUCGGCGCACUACUGGGUGCGGGCGGCGGGAAGAAGUUCAAGGCAUUGGAUGUGAAGCGGGUGUAUUUUGGUAACUGGUUGAGAGACUACAGUCAGGCUGUCGAUACCGCAGGAUUGUCGAAGCUCCAACUCCAGACCAUCAUCAACCUAUGCAUGGUCCUCGGCUUCCUCGCGCACGGUUACGCCACCGGGGAAUUCGAGGUCACCAUCGAGCGGCUUGGUGUCUAUCUCCCCACGGAACACAUCGACAACCCGAAGGGCUACCCCGACAACGCGCGCACCUUCGACUCGCGCCUGCGCGGGCCUGUGAACCCCCAGGAGCUCGAGAUUGACCGCAAGACGGGGAUGAAGAACUACAUUGCGAACGAACAUGGCAACUGGGAUACGUCGAAGGCGCUCGUGCGGCGCGUGCUGCACCAAUGCAUUGACAUUGGCAGGCGGUAUCGUCAGAAUAACCAGAAGGAUGACUUGUACGAGGCAUACAGGCUCCUUGGGCAAGCGCUACACACUUUGGAAGACUUCGCGGCGCAUUCGAACUUCUGCGAGCUUGCGCUGGUAGCUAUGGGCUUCACGGACGUCUUCGUCCAUGUCGGCGACCGUGUCCGUAUCCAGGCUCCCGAUGGCAAGUACGUAGCCCCUUUGGUAACGGGCACUUUCGGCUCGAACGACUUCAUCCACAGUCUGCUUGGAGGUGGUCAAGCCUCCGUCGUCGACCUGAACGCCCAACUCGAGAAAGCGCGCGCCUCCUCCAACACGUCCUCCGCGAACAACCUCCGCGAGCUCCUCUCGAGCCUGCCCGACGGCAGCGGUGGCGAGCUCACGCGCGAGAUGGCGGGCGUCGAGCGCAUCCGCGCCGCGGGCCAGCGCAGCCGCGAUAUGGGCGAUGUGAAGUCUCCGGACCAGAUGAACCCCCAAGAGUUGCAUGCGACGCUCUGGCAGGUGUUGAGCUUUAGGGACACUGUCAUGAAGAAAGUCUCUAUCAUCAUCGAUAAGAUCCCUGGUUUGAGCUCAGUGCUCGAUAAGAUCAGCGACUCCCUCUCCGUUUUCGUCUUUACUACGCUGGAGCCGUUUUUGAAGCCAAUCAUGAAGCAAGCGACGGCAGGCCUCUCUGCAGCGUCAGGCGAAGUUAUCGAUAAGCAGGACCAAUACGAGGUCUUCGACAGCCCUAACGCGUCUGAUCCUACCCACUCAUUCCUGAGCAAAGACCACUUCAACCUGAUUCUGAACGAGCCUGCUGGGCACUUGGGCAAGCUUAUAUUGCAAUACGCCGUGACACGGGUCGUCAAAGCUUGGGACGAUGUCGGCAUCAACCCCCACGAUGUGACUGAAGACAUCCUUCACUGCUUGUUCCAUCCCGACUUCCACAUCCGCAGCUCUGAGAUUCAGCGUCAAAUGCUGGACUACAUGAAGCGAUGGGUAGACGAGCUCGGCUCCGACCGAAACGAAGUUCUGCGACGCCUCACCAAGCAGAACGUGCGGAACCACAUGAAUGUCCGCAUCGGCCAUGAGGGCCAGGCGCAAGGCUUCACAGCGGCGCAGCAGGCAGGGAUGCAGGCGCAGACCGAUCUCCUCGGCUCUGUCGGCCUGCGCGAAAGCAACCCUUAUGGAGCCGGUGCUGCACGGAGCAUGCAGGAGACUGUACCGGAGCAUCACCGCCCACACCAUGGCAACCACGGCCACCACGGCGGUGGCCACGCGCAGACGUACUACGGGGAGAGCCAGACGGUGCGCAUGCCCGGCGAGGAGAUACGCACGAGCUACGAGUCGAGCUACGCGCCUCCCUCGGGCCCGCCGCCCAGCUUCCCCGGUGCGGAGCCCAGCACAGGAUACGCGCCCUCGUACAUUGGCGGCGGAGGCGGCCCCGGAGGGUACGGAGGCGGUGGGUACGGCGAGUCCGCUCCCGGGUUCCCUACGGCGCAACCACACCAUGGAGGCCACCACGGGCAUCAUGGACAUCAUGCGGGCGGUGGGUAUCCUCCGCCAGAGGGACCGCCGGGCUUCCCGCAGCCUGGAGGACCGCCUGGGUUCCCGGAGGCUAGGAAGGGGUACCCGCCUAACGAUGAUCCGUACAGCCGGUGGUGA
Molecule: messenger RNA, 2283 nt
Organism: Rhodofomes roseus
Lineage: Eukaryota; Fungi; Basidiomycota; Agaricomycetes; Polyporales; Fomitopsidaceae
Product: heterokaryon incompatibility protein Het-C-domain-containing protein
Exons: 18
Coding region: 1-2283 (760 amino acids)
Source: RefSeq, a predicted model, not a curated record